This is a messenger RNA of Lolium perenne, 1572 nucleotides long. Its product is annotated as auxin-responsive protein SAUR36-like. Gene Ontology annotation, biological process: response to auxin. NCBI's taxonomy places the organism in Eukaryota, Viridiplantae, Streptophyta, Magnoliopsida, Poales, Poaceae. The record is from RefSeq and is a predicted model, not a curated record.
GGUAUUGUAGUGGUUGGCUUGUGGAUGAAAUGAUGAUGGUAUGGUAGUGCUAAGCUGAUAGAUUUAUAGGCGAUGAGGGAGAGACGCAUCAUGCAGUGUAGGUGCAGCUGAUCAAUCUACCAUGACAAGUUGGCAAGGGAUAGAGCCAUGAGGGCAGAACGUGCAGUGCUGCAAGAAUACAGGAGCAAGCAAUGUGAUCUUGAUUUGAUUUUCUUGGGGCCAUCAGUUUGCCACUUGUUAGGGACUGUACUAGCAGAUGUAGUGUUGGGUGCCUGGAUAUCACAAUGCUGAAACUGCAGGAUAUCAAUGUGAUCUUGAUCUUGAUUUGAUAUCUCAGCUAGGGCCAAUCCAUUUGUUUCUUGUCGGGGACAACGAUAAUCGAUAAUGCUAGCAGAGUGUGUUUGGUGACUCGAAGAUCAAAUCAGAGUGUGUUGCGUUGCGGCUUGCUUAAUGGCUGAUGAUUAGGACGCAUGCUUUAUGAGAACUUGAGAAGUUAUUACGUACGUUGUAGCUUAUUAACAUGUGGCCCACAUGCCGGUUCCCCACUGAACCGAUCGAUAUGGCAUGCAGCCGCACACGGCCUGCGCCCGUGGUGUGCAAAAUGCACUACUAGAUCCGGCCAAAAAAAAGCCUAAAUACACUCACCGCGCACACAGUUUAUAGACCAGGCAGUUCAUGCAUCCAUUCAUUGGGUACACAGUUCGCGACUGGCCAUACACUUGCAGUUAGCACUGCAUGUUCAGAGUUCAUGGCCCUGUCCCUUGCCAACUUGACAUCUAUGAUAGUGUUGCUGCACCUAGACUGCAUGCAUUGCUCUCCUUUCUUCAUCCUCGCCUAUAAAUUAUCUAUCGGUCCAGAACCAUAGUUUCCAUCCACAUCCAAAGCACCGCAUCUACCACAACUUCCAUCACCAAGCAAAGCACCACAGCGAGCAACACACAAAACUCUCUGAACACCAUGGUCAGCGCCAAGAGGCUCGCUCAGAUGGCCAAGAAGUGGCAGAAGAUGGCGGCCAUGGGGAGGAAGAGGCUCACUCGGACUACGUCGACAGCAAAAAGAGCCGCCGAUGAGUGUUGCACGACAUCGCCCGUGGCAGUGAAGGGCCACUGCGUGGUGUACACUGCCGACGGAGCGCGCUUCGAGGUGCCGCUGGCAUACCUUGGCACGACGAUCAUCGGCGAGCUCCUGGGUAUGUCCCACGAAGAGUUCGGCUUCUCCAGCGAUGGAAGGAUCACCCUGCCAUGCGAUGUGGCGGUCAUGGAGUACGUACUGUGCCUGCUUAGAAGGAACGCAUCGGAAGAGGUGGAGAGGGCUCUCCUGAGCUCCAUGGUCAGGACUUGCCACCUGGACAGUGGCUCGGAGCCGUCCAUGGGAGUUAGAUCAGUAGCGGUUUCUAGUUUCUGAAAUCCACAAAGGGAUCUUUUUAGACUUCUUAGCCAUUAGUUACGAACUACUUACGAUGAUCCAAGGCCAAUGAACUUUUGGGAAAUUAACCAAUUUUCCCGAUGUAAAUACGUUAGGUUGAGACUCUUAUAAACAAUCUUAUAUAAAUAUAUGUUCUUUUUCACAUCA